CUGACCACCCUCAGAUAAUCGCCGCUAAUAUCUUAGAUUGUAUGCCUAAUCGGCGCGUGUGGGGGGCGUAUAAAGACGAGCGUUGACCCAUUUCAAACCUCAUACAUCAAGUACGCGCGGACAUGAACAGUAUAGAACUGAUUUGAAAAUAGAAUACUUUCUCGACGAUCUGAAUUUAAAAUUUGAUUUGUGUUACAAUGGAUUAAGGUGGUGUGUGUGAAGUGUGUGUUAUUGACUGUAGUGACAGUUUAGAUCUGCAUAAUGAAGAUCCAACUAGUCUACCUCACGCUAUGGUCGCUAUCCCAGGCCGCAUACAUCAGCCGCAUGACGGUCAACCGCAUGCGGGUGCCGACGGCCUUCCGUCCCGGAGUCACGCUUCACCGGACCUGGACUCAUCCUCGGCUGGUCCAGGCCGCGUCACAUAGAACGCCUUAUGUUAUAUACAGGAACCCACCACACAGAUACGCCAUGAAGCACUACGGGCCCAACCCCAACCGGAACGUGUUCAUCAACAGCGGUCCGUGGAAGACGACGGCCAGACUGCCGACGAUUACCAGCGCCACGCCGGAGUACGAGUUCGUGAAGGCUGCGUCCGCGCCGACUGCGUUGAGAGUUAACGGUGACAAAGGUGCCAUCCACACGAUCCCAGCGCCCAACCUGAGUCUUUCGGAGAAGCCAAUCGUGGUCAUCGAUGCGACGGAGCAGGGACCAAAACCAACAUACGAGGUAACAGAGAAAUACAUAGAGCCGUCAAUCCAUGUGGCUAAAAUCGAAUCGCCUAUAGGAUUUUCUAAAGCCACGUCCUUAACGGGCCCUGAAAUACAAACCCUGGUCCGAAACGGCGCCGCCCUUCAACUGACGUCAGAGUACGGGCUGCCGGCGAUCGCUAUGGCGCAACAUCAUCAGGCCCAACUUAUGCCCCAACAGUUCACUAUACAACAGACCCUGGUCCGAAACGGCGCCGCCCUUCAACUGACAUCUAGAGUACGGGCUACCGGCGAUCGCUAUACCUCAGCAUCAGGCGCAACGCAACUUGUGCCGCAACAGUUCACUAUACAACAGGGUUUCAGUGCCAUGCCAACCCACCACGAUCUAGUCCAAUCCGGCGCUGAAGGCAUCAUAAUACCGCCGAACGCAUUAUAUCAACCUGACCCCGGAUAUCUGCAAAAACUACAGAACCAACUGUUGCAGAGGUACCCCGCCGUCGAAUUUAUACCGUACGCUGCUGACAUCCCCACGGAAGGACAGAUCCAAACUCAAGCAUCACAAAUACAGCCCCAAGUGAUCCUGCUCCAAAACGAAGUUACCAAGCAGGCACCAGCACCAUUCGUCGCAAGAGAACAGCAAUAUGAUAAGAACGUCGUACAGAGGGAAACUCAAGAAAAAACCGUAGUAACAUUAGUCCCGCAAAAACUUAUUAUAACUACUCAAAAUGUAACUGAGAAACCUGCUGAAACCACCACCCAAUACCAAACUACAUCAACGCCACAAAAUAUAACAGUUCAAGUGGUCACAGAAUCCCAACCUUCAUCAACAGUUCAAUACAUAGUAGAAAGUACAACUGAAGAACAUAAGACGACAACUCCACUGUACUACGCCCAAGUUGGUCAAAGCGUUGGAAGCGCAAUAGCAAGUGGGUUUUACUCAGCUAUCAAUGACGUAAGAGCGGCAGCUGCAUUAGCUCAAGUAAGUGAAACACCGCAAGAAUCAGCCAGUACCGAAGCAGAAAAUACAACUACUACAAUGACCUCGACAACCACAACUACUACAAUGAAUCCAGAAUUUCAGCCAUACUUUGUACAUAAGAAAGAAGAUGAGAAGAACGAUACGAGUGGAGAAUUAAUAUCUGUAUUAGGAAUUCCUUUUGCGAAGCCAGAGCCAGUCAAACCAAUACCUAAACCUGAUGAAACAGUGAAAGUAGCUUACACUCUAUACAGGACCGACGAUAAAGAUCAGAAGGUAGCAAAAGAUGGAAGCAUAUAUGCUGGACAGAUAGUGGAAGCGAGUAUAAGUGAAGACCAAGAUUUUAAUAAAGAGAAGAACAGUAUUUUGUCUAGAAGGGCGCCUGUAAGGCUGAUAGCUGUUCCAGUUGAGAAUCCUAGCACGACCACAGCCUCAACAACAACGCUGGUGCCGCAGAAAGUAACAGUGGUGAAAGCGAAGAUUCCACCGAAAAGCAAGUUGACGUUUGAUGACAAAACAGGCGAGCCAGUACUGAGAAUUUAUGCCAGUUACGUGGAUACUCCUCAGCAGAAAGAAGUGGUGGUAUCCAAGCUAGCAAACAUGAAACAAAAAGAAGUAGCUCGAAAGACAGACAGCGUCGACAACUGGAAAGCAGCAACCAUAAAAUCAGUGGACAAAACCCAGGGACCGAAUAUGAACCAAGUAACUCAAUUCGGACUCAAACUUAGAUCCAGAAGCGACGAUUACAUACCACUGUUCGAUGAUUACGAAGAUUAGUACAACUAUAAGUAUUUAAAAUUAUUUAUUCUACAAGACUGUCUCCUUAGUAUAACAAAUUAACUGUAAGUAGGCGUGUCCAGACCCAGACAGAACGAGCCGCUUCGCGAUGAAAUUGCCGCGUGAAGCAGCGAAGUCCUCUGUAGACGUGCCUCGGUCGCAUGAUGAUGUUGCAUAGGGCGAGGCACGUCUCCACAUCAACCGAGCUGCUUCGCGCGGAAAUUUCCUCGCAUAAUUUAAGCAUUAUGCAUUUAGAAAACUAAUAACCAUUUGUAUUAUUUCCCGAUAAAAGACUACAUAAAUAGUUUGGUAAAGUAUAGGUACGUUAAAUGUUAUAAUAAUAACAAUAGUUUUGAAACAACACUCGUGCAUUUACUUUAUUUAUUUAAAUAACAGUAUUUAAUAAGUUCCAUUAAUUUUUAAAUUAGCUAUAGCGAUUUAAUAUUGUAAUCGCUUUGACUCACUACCAGUGAUCUUCAGAAUACUUCAUUAAAACUUAAACAACGAAAGUGCUCAAUUAAAACAACAUGGCGGCUGACUCAAUGAACCAAAUAUGGGUUCUUAUUCUUAGUACCUAUUUGUAUGUUAUAAGUUAUAAAGAAUGAUUAAUUCUUUACAUGUAAGCAUUUUAAUGUAUUGUUUCAAACUUCUUGAGACUGUGUUAUUUAUAAAUUAUCCAUAUUCUAAGUUAGGUUAACAUAGAAUUAGUUUUGUUGACGCAUUUCGUUAUUAAAUCCUAUUUAUUUUAAUGUAAAUAAUGAUUAUUGUUUUGUUUUUGUUAAAGCCAAAUUUAUAACUCGAGUUAUAAUAAAAUUAAACAAAAGUAUUUCA
Cydia strobilella is the source of this 3291-nucleotide messenger RNA. RefSeq lists its product as uncharacterized. The record is from RefSeq and is a predicted model, not a curated record. NCBI's taxonomy places the organism in Eukaryota, Metazoa, Arthropoda, Insecta, Lepidoptera, Tortricidae. The coding region runs from base 262 to 2460 and encodes 732 amino acids. The transcript has 9 exons.